UUGCGUAAUAGAAAAUAGUUUGGCCAAUUAGCACUGUAAUGAAAUACUCAUGUGAAUGGACUGCCUGCAGGGUGACAAACAGAUGACAAAAUUACAAAUGCAUUUCUUCUCUCACAUCCUGGUGUGAUGGAUGGGGUCAGUCCCGGCCACGACUCUGGUGCUGUGACCUUUGUGUGGACCGGAGCUUCAUAAUGUUUGCAGAAAACGAAAGAAGGAGUGAUCCUGAUCACCGAUUGGCUGACAAGGCUCAGCAACUGACAGCCCAACAGCCGUAGAUAUCACACACCUGUCAGACUCUGUCUCUGAAAACAGCUCUGGGGAUGGGCCGGCUACCAAUUAAACUCUGAAACUCAUUGGCCCACGGUCAUCAAUGUCUUUCUUAUUAUUAACGCGGAGAUUAAAUAAAAAUACACAAGUUUUAUUACUGGAUACUGAAAAAGCAUCAAAUCAAACUGAAAAAUCCUCCAAAUAUAAUAUCUAAUAAAAAAAAGAGCAAAAUAAAUCCUGAAUUCAUUACAUCCUUCUUAAUCAGCUGCUGAGUAGUGAAAUCUCACCAGUUGUAACUGUCUUUCAACAGUUUAUUUCACGGUUGUUUCAGAAUCUUUAGGAUUUGCCAACACGUUGAUAAAUCACACAAGUACUGUGAGUUUUAAAGUCUUGGCUCUUGAGUCAGCACUCCCACCCAGUUAGUAUAAGAGGUGUUUGCAUGGAGAACAAGGCUGAGACAAAGACUGAGCAGCUCUGGGACUGAGCGAGGGUGGGUUCACACUCCGGAAACGGGCUGAUUUACAGGAGUAAGACGCUACAGCUGCUCCAGGUUCCUUUUGGACCACAGUAAAGAGCAUGCUAUUGACAGGAAAGCACCCCUACAGAGGACCCAACUCAAGUCGGAUUUUCACAUAAUUGCCCCUGGUUAUGAAAAUCUGCCCCCUAAGACUGAAACGGCAGGGGGUAAGAUGUUUGUGGAGUCAGUUGUCCGAUGGGGGUUGUGGAGCAUUCUGUUCCAGUUUGGACAGGGUGUAUCUGCAGGAAGCUGUCCUCCACGCUGUGUGUGUCGACCUGAAGCGAAGGAAAUUAUCUGCUCUGGCAAAAAUGUGAAUUCUGUGCCAGAGGGCUUUUCCAGCGAUGUGAGGCGUUUGGAUUUAUCACGCAAUAGGAUUAAAACUGUUGGACGCCGUCAGUUCUCUGGCCUCCUACAACUUCAAGAGUUGAAUCUCAGUGAUAAUUCAAUCUCCAUGAUUGAAGUAGAAGCAUUUUUGGGCCUCAAGAAUCUCAGGACACUUCUACUUAAGAAUAAUCGUUUGAAGAUCCUCCCAGUUGGGGUAUUUUCUGGGCUGUCUAGUCUGCGCUUUUUGGAUUUGAGCCAGAAUGAGAUUCUGGUCUUCCUGGACUACACAUUCAAGGAAAUGUUCAACCUUCAAACACUGGAAGCUGAGGAGAAUGACCUUGUCUUCAUCUCCCAACGUGCAUUCUUUGGUCUGCAGAACCUACAAGAACUAUGCUUGGAUCGUAGUAACCUGACCUCCAUUCCCACUGAGGCACUGUCCCAACUCCAGAGCCUGACAAAGCUUCGCAUGCUCCGCCUAACCAUUUCUACACUGCCCAACAAUGCUUUCCGAAGACUCCAACGUUUGCAGAGCCUUGUGAUCUCAAACUGGCCAGCAUUGGACACUAUGGCUGGCAACAGUCUGAUUGGUCUUAAUUUGACCUCACUUGUUAUUAGUAGUUGUAACUUAAGUGCAAUUCCUUAUGCAGCACUUCGUCAUCUGGUCUAUCUGCGCUUUCUAGACUUGUCGUACAACCCCAUCACUGUUAUCCAAGGUAACCUGCUCGGGGAUCUCCUUAGACUCCAGGAGCUACACCUAGCGGGAGGAAGUCUGCUAAAAAUAGAAGCAGGAGCAUUCAGGGGGCUGUCCUUCUUUCGCAUGCUCAAUGUAACAUCGAAUCAACUCACCACUUUGGAGGAGAGUGCGUUCCACUCUUUGGGGAACCUUCAGGUGUUACGAUUAGAUGGGAAUCCUCUCGCGUGUGACUGCCGACUUCUCUGGGUGGUCCGCCGCAGGUUGCGCUUGAACUUUGAUGGACAUCAGCCAACCUGUUCCUCCCCCAGUGCAGUGAGACAAAGGGAAUUCAGGGACUUCUCAGAGAAGGAGCUCCCCAGAGUUUUUACCUGCCGUCCUGCUCGUAUCAUGGACCGCAGGCCUCAGGAGGCAAGAGUGGAAGAGGGUACCACUGUGCUUUUCUCCUGUAAGGCUGAUGGGGAUCCUAUACCAGCCAUUACCUGGAUUUCUUCAACUAGGAAUGUAAUCAGCCCCACAGGACGAAUUCGAGUUUUGCCCAACGGUACUCUAGAAGUUCGUUUUGCUCAAGUACAGGACAGCGGCGCAUAUCAGUGCCUAGCAGGCAACGCAGCUGGCAAUGAGAGCUUGACCGUUGGUCUGUACGUGAAAGGUGUUUCACGAAACAGAUCCAUCCCCUUUUUCACAGAGGAGGGUUGGGUUGAGCCUUCAAAUCCUCAGACUGCUAACUCCUCAGCUCAGAUGGCCAAGCCUUUCCCAUUUGAUGCAAAGACCCUGAUAAUCGCCACCACCAUGGGUUUCCUGUCUUUCCUCAGCUCGGUGGCCAUCUGCUUUGUCUUCAUGUUUUUCUGGAGCCAGAGCAAAGGCCAGAUCAAGCACACUGCAACCAUUGACUUUGUUCCUCGGUCUUCUGUGGGUGGCGGAGGAGAGGGAGGUGAUGGUGGCAGGUUCACAAUGAAGCUUAUCUGAGGUGAUGUAGAGGGCGGAGGAUGUCUUAAAACUGGCUAAGAGACAUUCUGCUCGUUGGAUGUCCACUCAGAGACAAAGACCUGCCCUUGGAGAAGCCAAAUCAGAGCUUUUUAUUGAGUUUGUGCCAGGUCUCUUCUAGUUUUUUAAUCCAAGGACAUCACUGGCACCUCAUGUUGGGUUUAUAUUAGUAAAUAAUACUUUACUAUCUUUGACUAUGAAAAACUAUCAGAUGGUGGAUCUCUGGAGACUUUAAUAAGCAAAUACUUAAGUAGCACAAGUAUUUAUUUAUUUUUAUCACGCAUGCAAACAAUUCACUUUACAAUAGUUAGAAUGAGAAAUGUAUUGCAUUAAAAUGUAGAAUUUACCAGAUACUGUUUGGGUAUUAUACUAACUCUUCUUUUGUUUUUACUUAGUACAAGUAAAGUUAUGCUUUACAUCGUUGACUUUAAAAUGUGAAUAUGUGUCUCUGAAGUGUUUGACAUAAAGACUAGCCAAGUCAUUUCUCACAAUUUAACCAAACUUUUUGUUAUUUCAGAUAUAAAGUUGCUGCAUUAUGAUAAAAACAUUGUUAUUUAGAAGAAUGCACAUUAAGCAUAACGUAAAUGAGUGAGGAGCUGGCCAUAAUGUACAUAGGAAUGUAUCCUUUUCUGUUACAUAUCUUAGACACGUUUUUAAGGUUGGUUUGUCCUUUUUGUUACAUAUAAUAUAUCAGUGAUCAUUCUAGAUGACUCUUUGCAAUUACUUCAUGUUUUUUACACAAAUAAUAAAGAUUUUUUUAAAAUUUUGUACCCACACCUGAUAAAUAUGUGCCUCAGCAACAUUCUCCCCAUCGACAGACAGAAUGCUCUCCUGAUCAGUACUGUCUUGUAAACAUUAACAUCAGCGGCAGUCAACGUCCAUUUUUUAUUUAAUCAUUUUAUGCAGUUCUUGGAAUUGAGGUCGCUCUUUGGAAAAUAACCAACCCCAAAAAUAAUAAAAAGUCUACUUACUUGUGUAGAUGUACUUUUGCACCUUACAGCUUAAUGGAAUGGUUUAAAAUGAAGAGAACACAUAUUGUUACACAUUUAUUUGCUGUAAAUUCCUUCUUUUUUUUCAGUUAAUAAAUGCUGACCUGAACCUUC
This is a messenger RNA of Nothobranchius furzeri (turquoise killifish), 3889 nucleotides long. It is a transcript of the gene lingo4b, whose product is annotated as leucine rich repeat and Ig domain containing 4b. NCBI's taxonomy places the organism in Eukaryota, Metazoa, Chordata, Actinopteri, Cyprinodontiformes, Nothobranchiidae. Gene Ontology annotation, molecular function: protein binding. The record is from RefSeq and is a predicted model, not a curated record.